AUGUCCACCUCUAAAACCUCAGAUAAACCCUUCAAAGGCUUUGAAACAUGCCCUGCUCAAAUGGGUUUUUGUCUGAUUCAGCGUAACACAUCCCCGCCACAACCGGGCGAGAGAAGAGGGCGGCGAAAGCAGGCUGCGGAGCCCGGGAGGUUCCUCGGUGUGAGGCGGCGGCCGUGGGGACGAUAUGCCGCAGAAAUAAGAGACCCCACAACUAAAGAGAGGCACUGGCUUGGGACCUUUGACACUGCUCAAGAAGCAGCUCUUGCUUAUGACAAGGCUGCCCUUUCCAUGAAAGGAACCCAAGCAAGAACCAACUUCAUAUACUCGGACAACACUACUUUUCACUCUCUUCUUACUCCUUUUGAUGCCCAGACUGUGCUACCGCCACCCCAUGAUCACCAGUUCCCCACAAGCACCGACGGCAAACAAUUCAGCAUUAACAUUCAGAAGAGUUCAUGGCAGCCUGAAAAUACUUGUCCAAGCGAGAUGCCCAUUCAAUCUGACAAUGACAAGUACAACCCCAGUACUGAAGCUUCAUAUGGGUCAGCUCUCAACAACAAUUUCUUUUCCUCCACAGAUUCUAACUCAGGCUAUCUGGGCAGCAUAGUACCUGCCAACUGCCUGAAACCUCCUUCCAGUCCCACCAGCAUCAGCUUCAAAACUGAUGACCAUCAUCAACAGUUCUGCACAAAGGGUAGUACUCCUGCAAGCUCUCCUGACAAUGUUAAUGGUGCAGUACUACUUCCAUCUAACCAGGGAAACUUUCCUCGCUUGGGAGAAUGGAAUUAUGGGUAUUGGGGUGAACAGUCAUGGGAGGUGAUGAGUUCAGAUGACCUCUCAGCCAUGAUCAAUAACCCGCUGAUGGUUGAAGAUGGGUGCAUUGGAGCUUUGUACCCUGCAGUGACCCAGCAGCAGAACCCCAUGGCCAGUUUUGGGUUAACGCCGGAGGCAGCAUCUUCAGCAACUUGCUCUCCAUCAGCUCCUCCUUUUGGUGAUGUAAUUGGCUUGGGUUAUUCACUGUUUUGA
Molecule: messenger RNA, 1026 nt
Organism: Malania oleifera
Lineage: Eukaryota; Viridiplantae; Streptophyta; Magnoliopsida; Santalales; Ximeniaceae
Product: ethylene-responsive transcription factor ERF086
Exons: 1
Coding region: 1-1026 (341 amino acids)
Biological process (GO): regulation of DNA-templated transcription
Molecular function (GO): DNA-binding transcription factor activity; DNA binding
Source: RefSeq, a predicted model, not a curated record